AUACUGAUCAGUCGGCUGAUUUCACUUUCAAUUCUUUAGAAAGAAUUCCCACAGCUUUUCCAUUUUGAAACUGAAACUUGUAGAAGUGUACACUUAAAGUUUUCUGAAUAUAAACUUUCACAUGAAAUUGCCCUUGCAGUAUGUCAAAAAUGUAAAUAAAUUGAUUAAUGUUUAUUCAGCUUUACGGUAAGAAAUUCACACAGAUGGAUCUUUGGUCAAGAUAUAACUUGAAGAUGAAAGUGAUACAUCGUCAUUUCUUAGUCUUUAAACGACCCUCAAAUUGUUUGUAAAAGAGCGAAAGCUUAUAAAUAGGCUGCAGAAACUGCGCAGCACUGCCAUAAUACAACAGGUUAUCACAAGAGCAAGCGACCCAACAUGGAGCUUCCAACUAACACAUCGGUUAGUUAUCUCAACGGGACAUUGUACACGUACCCCGAGUUGAUCUUCUUUUCCGUUGGGUUCUCUAUCUUGAUAGUCCUGGCAAUCGGCGGUAACAGCCUGGUGUUGGUUGCCGUGGUCCGUACCAAGAAACUCCAAAACGUCACCAACGUGUUCGUGGUCAACCUGAGCGUGGCUGAUACCUUGUCUAGUUUUGGUUUUCUCUGGAGCGUGCCGGGUAUGGCGAGUACCACACCGGGCUACCCGUUGGAGUCCGAUGGUCCGUGCGUUGCAGCGGGCGGCCUUCUGUUAAUUGCUGUAGGAUGCAGCGUGAGCACCCUUGGAAACAUCGCUCUGAACCGAUGCAUCCUGAUCACCAGGCCUAAGGAGACCUACCAGUGGCUGUACACACCCAAGAAGAUUGCCCUGAUGGUCUUGGUGUCCUGGCUCAUUCCCUUCUGUGCCAUCGUGGUGCCGCCGCUUUGCGGAGUCGGAGAUCUCGGUUUCGAUCCAGAAAGUCGCACCUGCAAUGACGUGGACCCCCACCCAAGGGCAGCUUCCUACGACAAGGUUCAGUUUGCGUGCAUUUUUCCUGUCCCACUCCUCGUUGUCAUCGUCUCUUACAUCCUGAUCUGGCGACACGUCAAGCGACACUUCAGGAAUCUUCGUAAUAACACCAUCAAUCUGCAGUCAACAACCAAACCCUCGGAAUCCGGGUCUACUUCAAAGCCAGACCUUUCUAAUAACGCCCUCAGUAUCUCCCAUAAGAAUCUCGUCGAGUCGUCUCCAAGACAUAUAAGCGGGAGUUCAGAUCAUCUGAGCCGCAUGAGGAACGAUCAGCUGGCAAUCACCAAGAAUCUCUUCGUGGUAGUCUUAGCCUUCUUGGUUUGUUUCUCUCCGUUUGCCCUCAUGAUAAUCACGAAGAGCAGCCGGUAUUACCUAUACGGCGCAUUGAUCCUUUUCUUUAACGGCUGCAUCAACCCUCUCAUCUAUGCCGCUAAGCAUCCGCAUUUCAGGCCGGUCUUGCGAUCCAUGGUCCGAUGCAGAUGUUCCGCAUAG
Messenger RNA from Patiria miniata (bat star), 1437 nucleotides. RefSeq names its product beta-3 adrenergic receptor-like. Gene Ontology annotation, biological process: G protein-coupled receptor signaling pathway. NCBI's taxonomy places the organism in Eukaryota, Metazoa, Echinodermata, Asteroidea, Valvatida, Asterinidae. The coding region runs from base 376 to 1437 and encodes 353 amino acids. The transcript has a single exon. Gene Ontology annotation, molecular function: G protein-coupled receptor activity. Gene Ontology annotation, cellular component: membrane. The record is from RefSeq and is a predicted model, not a curated record.